Messenger RNA from Mandrillus leucophaeus (drill), 1208 nucleotides. It is a transcript of the gene RHEBL1, whose product is annotated as Ras homolog enriched in brain like 1. Gene Ontology annotation, cellular component: plasma membrane. Gene Ontology annotation, molecular function: GDP binding; GTP binding; GTPase activity. Lineage: Eukaryota; Metazoa; Chordata; Mammalia; Primates; Cercopithecidae. Gene Ontology annotation, biological process: small GTPase-mediated signal transduction. Bases 229 to 780 code for a protein of 183 amino acids. The transcript is spliced from 8 exons. The record is from RefSeq and is a predicted model, not a curated record.
CGGCGCGGCGCGGCACAGUAGUUCCCCCGGCGCCGGGCUUCCUCGCGUUAGACGUGCUGUGUUGUGAUCACGUGGGCAGCUCCGGGCGCGGCGCUUGUUUUGGUUUCCCUCUAAGUUGCCCACGGCAGCUUCUGGGUGAGCGACUUUCCUGCACCUGCCCACACCCUGACCUCGUCUUCGGGCUCUCUCAGCCCGCAGUUCCGCAAGCCCCUGGGGCGGGCUCCUGCCAUGCCGCUGGUCCGUUACAGGAAGGUGGUCAUCCUCGGAUACCGCUCUGUAGGGAAGACAUCUUUGGCACAUCAAUUUGUGGAAGGCGAGUUCUCGGAAGGCUACGAUCCUACAGUGGAGAAUACUUACAGCAAGAUAGUGACUCUUGGCAAAGAUGAGUUUCACCUACACCUGGUGGACACAGCAGGGCAGGAUGAGUACAGCAUUCUGCCCUAUUCAUUCAUCAUUGGAGUCCAUGGUUAUGUGCUUGUGUAUUCUGUCACCUCUCUACAUAGCUUCCAAGUCAUUGAGAGUCUGUACCAAAAGCUACACGAAGGCCAUGGGAAAACCCGGGUGCCAGUGGUUCUAGUUGGGAACAAGGCAGAUCUCUCUCCAGAGAGAGAGGUACAGGCAGUUGAAGGGAAGAAGCUGGCAGAGUCCUGGGGUGCGACAUUUAUGGAGUCAUCUGCUCGAGAGAAUCAGCUGACUCAAGGCAUCUUCACCAAAGUCAUCCAGGAGAUUGCCCGUGUGGAGAAUUCCUAUGGGCAAGAGCGUCGCUGCCAUCUCAUGUGAGCCCUUGGGUGUGGUGUAACUGCCUUGUUUCUGCCUCUGGCACUUGCCAUGUUCCAGUGGGGGGUCAGACCCUCAGGACUUCACGGGUAUGGUUGCCAGCUGUGUUCCUGACCCCUGGACACACAGUGUGGCAUCCUCAUGUUUGCACACUUUCCCCAGGCUCUAGUGGCCUGGAUGUCAAUGUUUACAAAGGGGCAAGGACCUCUCAUGGACACUGGCCUCUAGCCCUCUGUUUUUGCUAGAUGAAUUCUGUUAUAACCUGUGGGGUCAGGAUAUGAGUCCUGGGCAUUAUUUAUCCAGGACCCAUCCUCUUGGGUGAGUUUUGGGUGUUGGCUGGGUAAGGGGAGCCAGGGACUUCUGAAAUAGAGCUGGCUCCCUGGGGUGACAAUGUAUAUAUGCAAAUAAACUGAGAAAUCUUUUGUUGUUGA